GCGGCUGAUCUUUAUCACCGGUAUAUCGGUGCAGGUACCGUGUGUCGUUCGAGCUUGCAGAUUCAUAUGGAUUAAGGUGUUUUCCUCUUUGAGUGACAAGGAAAUUCUCAUCUAGGCCCUCAAAAAGGGGGUCAACAAAACGGUUAAACGAUUAGAACGAACGAAGCAGGAUGUUCACAUAAACCUGGGAGCAAAUUCGACCAAGAGCUGCAGCUUCAACCAGGUUAAAACUGUGAUUCCUCAGGUGAAGCUGAAACAUUAUCUGAAUGGAUCAAGGUGAGAACGAAGAUGAAGCCUCCAACCCAGAAAACCCGCCGUGUGAGGUUGAUGAGGUUCAGAGUGAAGCUCAGAGGAAAAGACGAGCACCUGAUCCUGAACCAGAAUCUGCAUCCGGAUCUGGACCCAGCUGUGUUUCUCUGAGGAGUGACAAGUCAAAGGAUGCUGAAGUUGAUUUUAGAUCAGAGUGUGUCGCUGCAGAACGGAACUAUGCCAAACGCAGAAUUUGCUCUACAUCUGGACCCAGCUGUAUUUCCUUGAAGAGUGACAGAUCAAAGGAUAUAAUUCAUGAUUUUAAAUCAGGUCACAUGGCAGCAGAAAGGAUGGACCAGGAGCUCUUAGAAGGUCCCAGUAGUAAAUCUACACCUCAGGAUCAAAGUGCAAUAGACUCCACCUUUCAGCUUGUGGAGAACAACAUGUUCACUUUUAUGAAGGAAAAACUACAGGAAUUCAAGAAACGUGUGAGUGGAGAGGAGAGACAGAUGAGCGAUAAAGAUAUGUUUGGGGUUGACGAAGAGAAAGACGAGAUACUGACAGAAAUGUUUCUAGAAAUGACAAUUCUAUUUCUAAAAGGAAUAAAAGAAGAUGACCUGGCUGACCGUCUGCAGAGCAAUUUCCCCACCACAUGCCAGCGUAAACUGAAAACCAACCAAAAAAAGAAGUUCCAGUGUCUUUUUGAGGGAAUCGCUAAAGCAGGAAACCCAACCCUUCUGAAUGAGAUCUACACAGAGCUCUACAUCACAGAGGGAGGAACUGGAGAGCUGAAUGAAGAACAUGAGGUCAGACAGAUUGAAGCAGCAUCCAGGAAAGCAGACAGAGCAGAAAAAACCAUCAAGCAAGAAGAAAUCUUCAAACCUCUUCCUGGAAGACAAGAACCAAUCAGAACCGUGAUGACAAAGGGAGUGGCUGGCAUCGGGAAAACAGUCUUAACACAGAAGUUCACUCUGGACUGGGCUGAAGGCAAAGCCAAACAGAACAUCCACUUCAUAUUUCCAUUCACUUUCAGAGAGCUUAAUGUGCUGAAGAAUAAAAAGUUCAGCUUGGUGGAACUUGUUCAUCACUUCUUCCCUGAAACCAAAGGAAUCUGCAGCUUUGAAGACUUCCAGAUCAUCUUCAUCUUUGAUGGUCUGGAUGAGUGUCGACUUCCUCUGGACUUUAGAAACAGUGAGAUAGUGACGGAUGUUACACAGUCCACCUCAGUGGGUGAUCUGCUGACAAACCUCAUCAGGGGGAACCUGCUUCCCUCUGCUCUCCUCUGGAUAACCACACGACCUGCAGCAGCCAAUCAGAUCCCUGCUGAGUGUGUUGGCAUGGUGACAGAGGUCAGAGGCUUUGCCGAUCCUCAAAAGGAGGAGUACUUCAGGAAAAGGUUUAAAGAUAAAAAGCAAGCAAGCACAAUCAUCUCCCACAUCAAGAGAUCCCGAAGCCUCCACAUCAUGUGCCACAUCCCAGUCUUCUGCUGGAUCACUGCUACAGUUCUGGAGGAUCUGCUGAAGAGCAGAGAGGGAGGAGAGCUGCCCAAGACUCUGACUGAGAUGUACGUCCACUUCCUGGUGGUUCAGGCCAAAGUCAAGAAGGUCAAGUAUGAUGGAGGAGCUGAGACAGAUCCUCACUGGAGUCCAGAGAGCAGGAAGAUGAUGGAGUCUCUGGGAAAACUGGCUUUUGAGCAGCUGCAGAAAGGAAACUUGAUCUUCUAUGAAUCCGACCUGACAGAGUGUGGCAUCAAUGUGACAGAGGCCUCAGUGUACUCAGGAGUGCUGACUCAGAUCUUUAUUGAGGAGAAAGGUCUGUACCAGGACAAGGUCUACUGCUUCAUCCAUCUGAGCAUUCAAGAAUUCCUUGCUGCUCUUCAUGUCCACAUGACCUUCAUGAAGUCUGGAGUCAACCUCUUGGCAGAGGAGCAAACCUCAUCUCAGUCGUCCUCACCAGGCCAGGAACCUACAGACAUUCAGUUCUACCAGACCUGUGUGAACGCGGCUUUAAAGAGUCAGAAUGGGCAUCUGGACCUUUUUCUACGAUUCCUUCUGGGACUUUCAAAACUAAACAAUCAGACCCUCCUACAAGGACUACUCGUUCCAACAGGAAGCAGCAUUGAAACCGACGAGAAGACAAUCCAACACAUAAAGAAGAAAAUCAGUGAGAAUGUGUCUGUGGAGAAAAACAUCAACCUGUUCCACUGCCUGAAUGAGCUUGAUGAUAAUUCUCUGGCAGAGGAGAUUCAGAAUUUCCUAAAUUCAGGCCGUCUCUCCGUAAACACACUGUCCUCUCUUCAGUGGUCGGCUCUGGUCGUCAUUUUACUGUCAGAUAAAGAUCUGGACGUGUUUGACCUGAAGAAGUACUCUGGUUCAGAGGAAGUUCUUCUGAAGCUGCUUCCAGUGGUCAAAGCCUCCAACAAAGCUCUAUUGAGUAACUGUAAACUAUCAGAGAGAAGUUGUAAAGCUCUGGCAGAAAUUCUCAGCUGUGAGUCCUGCAGUCUAAGAGAGCUGGGCCUGAGUAACAACGAUUUGGGCGAUUUAGGACUGAAGCAUCUUUGUGUUGGACUGGAGAAUCCCAAAUGUCCUUUGGAAACUCUCAGCCUGUCAGGAUGUGGGAUCACCAAAGAAGGCUGCACACUUUUGGCUUCGGCUCUGAACUCCAACCCCUCUCAUCUAAAAGAGCUGGACCUGAGCUACAACCAUCCUGGAACAGAAGGGGUGAAACUCCUUACUCCUAUACUGGAUACUCUCAGGGUGGAUCCUGCUGGAGAAGAAUGGCUGACACCAGGUCUAAAGAAGUAUUCCUGCCAACUCUCCAUUGACACAAACACAGUGAGCAGGAUGAUCGAGCUGUCCGACAACAACAGCAGGAUGACCCGUGUGGAUGUGCUGCAGCCGUAUCCCGACCACGACGACAGAUUUGACCUCUUUCAGCUGCUCUGCAGAGACGCUCUGAGCGGCCGCUGUUACUGGGAGGUGGAGUGGAGCGGGAGGGUGGACGUAGCUGUGAGCUACAAGGGAAUCAAGAGGAAAGGGGACAGCGAUGACCGCUGGUUCGGCUUCAACGAUCAGUCCUGGAUGUUAUGCUGCGAUGACACUGGUUACUCCAUUUGGCACCGUAACGAAAACGUUUUUGUCCCCUCCUCAUCCCUGUCAUCCUCCUCUAACAAAGUAGCCGUGUAUGUUGACUAUCCUGCUGGGAUUCUGUCCUUCUUUGAGGUCUCUGACACACUGAUCCACCUCCACACCUUUAACACCACUUUCACUGGACCUCUUUAUCCGGGGUUCGGGUUUGAGUUCCGCCCUGGAUCCUGGCUGUCUCUGUGUCCAGUUUAACUUUCAUCUCACUUCUCCUUCUUUCUCUUUUUCUUCUUCUUCUCCUCUACUAAUUCUAGAUUGUACAUUUUGUAGCUCAACCAGGAGCAAACUGACAUUUUAGUUAUUGGUCCUGAAGCCAAAAGAGAGAAACAGCUUUUUAAACUGAAAGAACUUUCAUUAAGUUUUUCAGAAACGGUUAGAAGCCUGCUUGUUAUUUUUGACUUGAAGCUAACUUUUGCCCUUCACAUAAGCAGGUAUGCUUAUACUAUGUUUUUUAUUAUCUUAAAAGUUUAGUUAAUGUCGGCUGACGUGUCUCUCUUGCUAACAUGGAGACGCUGAUGCAUGCUUUUAUUAUCAGUAGAAUAGAUUACUGUAACGCUUCUCUGGCUGGUCUUCUGAAAAAUAGCAUCAAGAACCUUCAGCUUCUCCAAAAUUCUGCUGCACGAGUUCUUUAAGAUCCCCGCAUUGGCUCCACAUAUGUUUCAGGAUUGAUUUUAAGAUACUUUUAAUGGUUUUUAAAUGUCUUAAUGGUCUUGCGCCCUCUUAUUGGUCAGAUCUUUUAGUCAAAUGUGAACCCUCGUGGACCCUGAGAUCCUCUGGCACUGGUCUUCUAACCAUUCCAAGGGUGGAAACCAAAACUUACAGAGAGGCAUCUUUUCAGCACUUUGACCGUCGUUUGUGAAAUGGUCUGCCAGAAAACCUGAGAGCCGCAGAGAGCCGAGGUGCUUUUAAGAAAAGGCUGAAGACCCAGUUUUUAACAUUACUUUUAGCUAAUUUUUUCAUUUUUUUAUUUAUCCACUUAAUGAUAUUUUAUGAUCUUAUGCUGGACUAUUAAUGAUUCAUUUUAAUAAUCCUGUUUUUAUGCUUUAUUGUUUCAUUUUUUAUUGCUUUUGUCAAUUAUUGUUACUUUUUUAUUUUCGUUUUUCAUUUCCAAAGGUUCCUUAGUUGGAUCCUCUCCCUCUUGGUCGGCUGCUGUUCAGCCGCUGUGGUUUUAGAUAUUGUUAUUAUUAUUAUUAUUAUUAUUAUUAUUAUUUGCAAAUUUAAUUUGUAUUUUGGAUUGUGGUUGCAGAGUUUUGUGUUCACUUUAAAUGUAUUUAAAAGGAAAAAAACUUGAAAUGUCUAUAGUUAAAACCAAAUUAUUAAUAGCUAAUUCUUUUUUCAUUUAUUUUGCACAUUUUAUAUGGAAAGUAUAAACCACAGCAUAUAGAUAAUAUACACUAUUUCGAUAAAAACAUGUUUACAUUAGUUGUGGAUUUAAUGCAUAAUCCUACAUAGUAGUUGAAAAUAAAUUAAACCCCAAAACAACCUAAAAAAACAUUUUGUAGCCGAUAGAGCCGAUGGUUACAGUGAGCUAAUGCUGAAGGACUGAAUCUGUGAGAAGAGACAGAACUCUGUCACUAUUGUGGAGGGAAACAAGGAAAGACUAAAAGUUUUGGAAGAAUUCUUUAAAAAAGAAACAUUAAUGAAGUUUUUUUUCAAUUAUUUUUUAUUAUUCUUUAAUGAUAAUAAAUGUACAAUAUUUUAAAGAGAUAUAUGUUUAACUUGAGCAAAUUGACUUAUGAUAUCGAUGAUAUUUGCAGCAGAAAGUUGUAAGUUCUUCAUGGGGGGUCGUAAAAGAAUUAAGAUUGAAGAGAGAAGUCCACCAUCAGCAUUUCCACCAACUAAUAUUUUCCGUUCUCGGCCUUUUCCCCCAAAUUCAAUCUGUAUCAGCACUUUGUGUUGUAUUAUAUAUGAAAAUGUAUCAAUAAAGUUUGAUUAGUUUCAAUGACAUUUUCAAAUAUCAUUGAUUUCUUUGCUGAAUGUUUCCUUUCUACCACUCCAAUGGGUUUUAUCUUGAACUAUUGGCCAUAAUAAUGUUCAGAAAACUAUAAAUCAUUCAUUGUUUUUCUUGUCCCAUUGCAAAC
Molecule: messenger RNA, 5473 nt
Organism: Oryzias melastigma (Indian medaka)
Lineage: Eukaryota; Metazoa; Chordata; Actinopteri; Beloniformes; Adrianichthyidae
Product: NLR family CARD domain-containing protein 3
Exons: 11
Coding region: 267-3587 (1106 amino acids)
Molecular function (GO): protein binding
Source: RefSeq, a predicted model, not a curated record